Messenger RNA from Marasmius oreades (fairy-ring Marasmius), 1797 nucleotides. RefSeq lists its product as uncharacterized. The coding region runs from base 157 to 1686 and encodes 509 amino acids. Gene Ontology annotation, cellular component: membrane; endoplasmic reticulum. Gene Ontology annotation, biological process: ergosterol biosynthetic process. NCBI's taxonomy places the organism in Eukaryota, Fungi, Basidiomycota, Agaricomycetes, Agaricales, Marasmiaceae. Gene Ontology annotation, molecular function: squalene monooxygenase activity; flavin adenine dinucleotide binding. The transcript is spliced from 5 exons. The record is from RefSeq and is a predicted model, not a curated record.
GCGCUUUGAAAUUUGGCGCGCGCUCAUAAUUUAUGCGAUUACCAAAUAUGGCAAGAUGUAAAGUGGUUCCACCAAAAAAAUGUCUCGCUUUAACACAUACCAUCCCAAAGACUAUCCAACUCUUGUCUUUCCAUUACCUUUCGGACGUUCUCCGUUAUGCAUUCCUCCUCAUACGACGUCCUGAUUGUAGGUGCGGGUAUCGCUGGUUGUGCUCUCGCCCAUGCCCUCUCGACUAUUCCGCGAGAAAAGCCUCUUCGAAUCGGCCUUCUAGAAAGAUCUCUAGACGAGCCUGACCGUAUCGUUGGGGAGCUACUUCAACCAGGAGGUGUGGCUGCACUGGAGCAGUUGGGACUUGAGUCUUGUGUGGAAAAUAUUGAUUCGAUACACCUUGGGGGUUAUUGCGUCGUGAAGGACGGCGGUUUCGUUCAUAUUCCUUAUCCCAAUGGCCAUCGCGGUCGAGGCCUACAUCAUGGAAGAUUCAUCAUGAACUUGCGAGCAGCUGCGCAACGGGCGAAAGGGGUAGAGGUCAUUGAAGUAACCGUAAAUGGACUACUUCAAUGUGAUGCAAAGGGAACGGGAAGGGUUAUUGGUGUCUCUGGUUCGAGGAAGGUUGGACAGGAAAAAGAAGUGGAGAAGAUGGAAUUCUAUGCCGACUUAGUGGUCAUUGCCGACGGAUGCUUCUCGAACUUCCGAACUCAGGUUAUGGACCAGCGAGCUCUCAAACCCGUCACAAAAAGUCAUUUCGUUGGUCUGAUUCUCAAGGAUGUCCAACUUCCUAUUCCACAACACGGGACUGUAUGUCUGACAGCGAGCAACGGGCCCGCCCUCUUAUACCAGAUUGGCACAGGCGAAACGCGAAUGCUUGUCGACGUCAGGGAGCCCCUACCUUCCGACAUGAAGGCUCACCUCCUGAACAGCGUGAUACCCGAACUUCCGAGCUGUGUCCAUAUUGCUGCCCUCGAAGCAGUCAAAAAUGACCGUCUAAGGCGCAUGCCGAAUUCCUUCUUACCUGCCGUCAAACAAGGUAAUCCCAGAUUCUCCAAACAAGGUGUUAUUCUUGUUGGUGACGCAUGGAACAUGCGACAUCCACUCACUGGUGGUGGAAUGACGGUUGCUUUUAGUGACGCAGUCAUCCUUCGGGAUUUGCUUCGAGAGGUUAAAGACCUCAAGGAUUGGGACGAGAUGAAGGGUGUUCUUGAUUGUUGGCACUGGAGACGGAAACCCCUUGCGUCCACGGUGAAUAUCCUGAGUGUCGCCUUAUAUGACCUGUUCGGUGCAAAUGAGCCAGAACUCGCUAUCCUUCGAACUGGCUGUUUCAAGUACUUUGAACUCGGUGGUGAAUGUAUCAAUGGACCCGUUUCUCUACUUUCCGCGAUUACCCCGUCACCUACACUCCUCAUAUAUCACUUCUUCGCUGUCGCUUUCUAUUCGAUAUGGGUUAUGUUUGCCCACCCACGGCCUGUGCAACUUCGUAAGGAUAACAAACCAAAAUUAGUCGCGCCAUCAAUAGUGGAAUAUCCUUAUCUUGCUUUCAAGUCCAUCGUGGUGAUAUGGACUGCAUCAGUCGUUGUCCUUCCACUUAUAUGGUCAGAGAUUCGAUGGUGGUCUCCUGAGGAGAAAUCACUUCGACACCGACCAAUGCUAAUGUUGGUCGGGUUUCUGACUCUACUUUAUCUCCUUCUAUAGAACCAUUUAUUUAGAGGAUACAGUACCACCUUUUAUUGUAAAUAUCUUUGUCGGGAUUCUACGGGUCCCUAUAAUCGAAGAGGAAUAAAUAAACUCAAAAAUAUUGAAAUG